GAUGAAGCGAGGGACAGAAGCUCCACUCUUCACUUCUCUUCUCCCUCUCCACCUGGAUCUGCGCGUCUGACCGCAGGCCGCCUCCAUCAUCAGCUGACAACCCGCGUGUAUUUAUUUGCUUAUAAACCUGUUACAAUAAAUGAUCAUUCCAAGGGUUGCACGCGCACCUUCUCCACGAGCCUGCAAACCUCUUUUUUGAUGAAUGACAUUUUGGACUGGAUAGAGGAUGCACGGGUCAUUUUGAGCAGUCAUUCGUUGCACGCUUUGCCAUUCUGUACUCCUUUUUUUUCGCCUCGCUCAUAAAAAGGUGUUAUAUUAUUUAGAGACAGUUGCAGAGCUGAAUGCGGAUCAGCCCCGCCACAACUCAACGGAGCACUCGACUUGGAACUUUUGCUUUUUUCUACGAAUCUUCAUGAUGGAGAGGAUAAGAAAAGAGAUGAUUCUGAUGGAACGAGGGCUACACAGUCCUGUUGCCGGGAAGAGGCUCUCAAAUCUGUCGGAGUCGGCUGGAAACACGGUACUAGAGGCCCUGGAAAAUUCCCAGCACAGUGGUCGCCUGAGCCCGAGACUAACCUCCGCCUCACUGCACGGGAGUCUCGGGGAUAUCCCUACCAAAGGAAAAUUUGAAAUCGACAGUUUGUUCGCUCCACACCACAACGACAACACCUCAUCAGCGGAGAUCUCUUCCUCAGAAAACAGGAAGAAAAUGAGCCUAUAUCCAGAAGUUUCUCCAGACUCCGAUAUUAACAGUGAUGUUGAAGUAGGAUGUCCAUCGCAUCGCUCCCCGAGCAGCCAACACAAGGAAAACAAUAAAGGGUUUUCAGACAGUAAUUCUGGGACCUCCAACACAAGUUCCUCCUCUAUGUCCAAUAUGAACGGUAAUUCAAUGGGAAGCUCCAACAGUUCCAACUCGGACCAAGUGAGAAGGUACCGCACAGCAUUUACAAGGGAACAGAUCGGCAGACUGGAGAAGGAGUUUUACAGAGAAAAUUAUGUCUCAAGACCCAGAAGAUGUGAAUUGGCUGCAGCUUUGAAUUUACCCGAAACUACAAUUAAGGUAUGGUUCCAGAACAGGCGGAUGAAAGAUAAAAGGCAGCGUCUGGCAAUGUCGUGGCCACAUCCAGCAGAUCCCAGUUUCUACACCUAUAUGAUGACGCACGCGGCAGCCACCGGAAGUUUGCCAUACCCUUUCCAUUCCCACAUGCCUCUACACUACUAUCCGCAUGUUGGCGUCACAGCAGCAGCCGCGGCUGCCGCUGCCAGUGGGGCCGCCUCGUCACCUUUUGCUACCUCCAUCCGCCCUCUAGAUACUUUCCGUGCGCUCUCUCAUCCUUACUCGCGCCCAGAGCUGCUGUGUAGCUUCCGGCAUCCAGGACUGUACCAGUCACCUGCAGGCCUCAAUAGCUCAGCGGCAGCAUCAGCAGCGGCAGCAGCAGCAGCGGCGGCCGCGGCAGUCAGCGCGCCCUCGGCCACCGGGCCCUGCUCAUGUCUCAGUUGCCACAGCAGUCAAGCGGCCAGUGCCCUGGGCUCAAGAAGCGCCAGCUCUGACUUCACCUGCACUGCGGCCGGCCAGAGGUCCGAGAGCGGAUUUCUACCAUACUCUGCUGCGGUGCUGAGCAAAACCUCAGUUCCAUCGCCAGAUCAGAGAGAAGAGAGCUCUCUUAAUAGAUAACUCGCCACUGGAGAAAAACAAACCCAAGGAGAACAAAACUCUGAACUAUUACUUCAUUUUUCUUUAUGUUGUACGUUUUACUUGUUUUGCCUAUUAUUUAUUUAAUUAUUUAUUUAUUAUCUCGUAACCACUCAAUUUGGGUCAGGGCGAAAUCUUGUAAAAUGGCGAUAGAGGUCGGCAGCGCACAAUUGACACAAAUACAACCAGGAAACAUAUGGUGUUAAUAAGUUUCAUUACUGAUUUUAAUUGUUUAGUCAUUUCUUCACUUGGUGGUCGUUUAGUUCUCAGUCUAUUGGCCUAUUGAAGGUUCAGGGAAAAUGUUUCUUUUCAUCCCUUAUAAUUUCAAUACACCAUUUCUUUGUAAGCUAUAGCCCAGUGAAAGUAUAGUACAUAUGCCAUUUAAGCAACAUCAAAAAUGUCACCUCAGAAUAAUGAUCUUGUUCUAAAUCUGGUGCAGCUCAUGGGACUGCCCUGAUCCACCAGGAUGGCGCAUACCAUUUGCACUUCUUCCACAGUGUCAAUUCUGCUGUUAAUAAUGUGAAGAUUAUGACGAAAAUUGCCAAUCAUAUACCUUGAUGGACCUCCUUUGAAUGUGAAAUUGUAUGAAAGUUCCCCGUCCUGAGACCCGCUGUCAAAUACUAACAACCCGCUGUGGGAAGUCAUUAGACGAGACAGAUAAAAGACCUUGAACAUAAAAACAUUGUUCUCGGCACAUAGAUUGUACAGUAUUAAAUGUGGUAUUCGUUUCCUGGGUAUAGGGGAAGGGACUCCUGCCGUGGAGUGCUAUUUCCAGUUUUCGUUUUUGAAACUCGGAUGUAGACUUUUGUCCUGCAACGUUCCGCUGAUGCGAGCAACCUCAUUAAAUCAAAACCGAUAUUUCCAUAAUACUCCCAACAGAGCCCCCUCACUCAGCAUUAAUGGGAUUAUCUGAACAAGACCAAACUUCAGAAAAAUUGCUCAUGCAUUUAGGUCUGCAUACAUGUAUCUUUGUCAGGACUUCUCUCUGUUUCCUCGGUCGCCGGUACUGUGGUAAUUAUAAACGAUAGGCUAUAUUGUGUUAGGCCUAUGAUCUCGUUGAGAAAGCAUAAACCAAUAUAUUGACCACAAUGCAACCCCCCCCCCCCAAAAAAAAAUAACACAUUACAUCCUACACCAUUUAUUUGUCUGAAUAUUUGUUAAGAUUUAAUAUUUAUUUACCUUAUUUUAUUUUUCUAUGAUCGGGGUUUAACGUCUAAUAACACCGUCUGAGUAACCUGCUAAUAAUAGAUAAGUCUAAAACACAGAACAAUAAUGGUACACUUCACAAAUUACAUGGUUAAUGCACAUUGUAUAUAAUCCAUAUUACGUUGUUACCACCACGUCUAUUAAAUGUUUAAAGAUUUUAUACGUCGGGGAAGAAGGAUUGGAAGGGCUGGUUGAAAUUAUCAAGACAACUGAAGAAAAAUGGCAUAGCCAACUUGUGUUUUUGCCCUUAGUCCCCGGGGUCGCCGUGAUAACAUGACUCUGUAAAUUACGUCUCUGUAUUUUAAAAAUUACCGAGUGUAUGAAUUUUCAUAUUUUCACUUGAAAAAAUGUGCAAUAUAAAAUGUAUAUUAUGUUAUUUAUUGAUGGUGUUUGUUCUUGGAAAAUAAAUAUUUAAAAACCAA
This is a messenger RNA of Alosa alosa (allis shad), 3318 nucleotides long. It is a transcript of the gene evx2, whose product is annotated as even-skipped homeobox 2. The record is from RefSeq and is a predicted model, not a curated record. Gene Ontology annotation, biological process: regulation of transcription by RNA polymerase II. Gene Ontology annotation, cellular component: nucleus. Gene Ontology annotation, molecular function: DNA-binding transcription factor activity, RNA polymerase II-specific; RNA polymerase II cis-regulatory region sequence-specific DNA binding. NCBI's taxonomy places the organism in Eukaryota, Metazoa, Chordata, Actinopteri, Clupeiformes, Clupeidae. The transcript is spliced from 3 exons. The coding region runs from base 413 to 1672 and encodes 419 amino acids.